UCUCUCUUUUCUCCUGCUUUGCUGAGUUUACCCUCAUAACACUUCUGGUGCGACCAGCUGUUGUGUCAGGCGUUUCCGAUGUAGCUCUCCUGAAGCCAUUAUAAACCAUCUUAGUUUGACAACAUUACAGUGUCGUUGUCCUUCGUGAGUUUUAUUUAUUUUAUGUAUUUAUUCCAUCCAAAUUCAUCGAGGUUCUUUAAAGUUUGAUAUCGUUUAACGAUAUUCUGAGUGUAUGUGCGUUUAAAGGCGCACAACAUACAUUGAUAUAUAUAUAUAUAUAAAUAUAUAUAAAUAUAUAUAUCAUAACCGCCAGCUUAACACAUACGGUAUGCACGUACAUAACCGCACACGCAAACAUUGUUAAGUGAGAGUAAAUAUGCAAGAAAACUGAACGUAAAACAUGGAAAAACUUAAAAAUAACGAUGGGGCAGGUUUGUUGAGACAAGCAGCAAUCAUAAGUCAUUCUGUGUUGCGACUUGACUAUUAUUAAUUCUUCACGUCCAUUCUCUUACAUAUUUUUGUCCCAUCAAAUUCACUUUCUCGUUACUUUUCUCUUACACACUCACACACACACACACAAUUGAAAAGACAAAAACAAAUAGCAAUCACUUUUCAUUCGCUUUACUUACCAACUACCUCUUCCUCCCCAUUAUUAUUACUACUACUACCACCACCACCACCACCACCCAGUUCUUAUUUAGAUUGUUUUUCUUCAUUAAGUUUGUCUUAUUUCGUUUCCUUAAAAAUACUUUUUUUUUUCCAAAACUUUGUAAACAACUUUUACUGCCAACCGAUUCCUCCUCCACCUCUCUCUGUUUUCUCUUUCUUUCUUUCCAUCUCUUCUAGCUUUCUUCUUUUCAUUCUCUCUUUUUAUUUAUGUCAGAGUUUAUUUCUAGCAUUUCAGCAUAGAAAACAAACUAUAUAUAUACAUAUACACACACACACACACACACACACACACACACACACACACACACACACGUUUGUGUGUAUGUAAACAUCUAAAAGCCAAGUAAGUCUGCACACAGUCGCAGUAAAUUCAACCGCACAUACUAACAAGAAGACCGAAACUAAAGAAAAAAAAAACUGGUAGGAGUACAUUCGGAUCAGAUUCCACCAGAGUAGUGCUUUUGAGUAAUUUUAAUUACUUCUAGUGCACUGCUUUCUAGCUGUUAGCCUGUGUAUCUAUCCAUCUAUCUAUCAUCCUCUUCUCCCUCUCUCCCUUUUAGUUCUUGCUCUCAGUAAAAUGGACCGCCGAGAUCACAUGGAUACCGGAGGUUCACUACAAACAUGUAACCCAAACACAGGAAACCCCGGCUCGGACUAUGGUAGCAUGGCUAUGCGUUAUUUGUCACGGCCGUCACCUCGGACUUACGAUUGUAUGCAAGUAGGGGGUAUGACUGCUGGGGCGUUAGGGUAUUCUUCUUACCCGACAGAUUUUGGGUUAGUGCAAUCAGCUGCAUAUUUAAGGAAUGUGUUCAAUGCAACAAACAAUUCAUUUCUAGCUCCACCUCCGCACACCAACGCAGGUGGGGUUGGAUCACUAGUGGACAUACCCGACGGAUAUUGCGGGGUUAAUGUAGCGGCUAAAGAAAAUGCCACGAAUCAACACCUCCAUCCGGCUUACAUGGGAGGACACAACACACACAGUUCAGGUCUACCUACAAUGGUGAAACAUGAUUACUAUUCUGCACUCCAAGAUGUAAAUACAUAUGGAGGACGCUUACCUGCUUCCCCCGGAUCUAACCAUUCUUCCAGAGAAGGUAGCCCCAACACAGACGGAUAUUGCAACACGGAUAACGAUAAAGACGAUGCAGCAUCAGAUUCAUUCAAAUUAAACUUCAAUGUGAAACCUAGAAAAGAGAGGACAGCCUUUACGAAAAAUCAAAUACGCGAAUUAGAAAAUGAAUUUUCACGACAAAAUUAUUUGACCAGAUUAAGACGUUAUGAAAUUGCAGUGUCUUUGAGUCUAACAGAAAGACAGGUCAAAGUGUGGUUUCAAAAUCGUCGAAUGAAAUGGAAAAGAGUGAAAGGAACAAAACUAGUAAAAGACAAAGUUGAUGGUCAAAUCAAACCAAUAAUGGCGCCUUCGAUCACAUCGACGAGUUAAUUUUAUUAAAAAAAAAAAAUCAAAGACUUACCAAGGUUUAAUCAAAGAGACAAAAAUUUAAAUGCAUAUUUCCGAGCAAAGAAAAAUGCAACAGAUUUCCCAAAAGAGCAGAAUGUGCAUAUAUACAUCCUUGUAUGUAGAGAUUAUGUAUGACUAAAUGUGUAUGAGUGUGCGUAAGUUAAAGGCUGCAGUUACUUAAGCUUGGUAUAUGUGCCAAAGGAAUCACGGUAGGGAAAUACUUUGGCAUUUUCAAGAGCCAUGGAUAUGAUUUUUUUUUUUUUACUUUUACUUUUUUACAGACAUUUUACCUAUUUUCUCAAUAUAAAAUAAAAGAUUAAAACAACGCAA
This is a messenger RNA of Octopus bimaculoides (California two-spot octopus), 2458 nucleotides long. RefSeq lists its product as uncharacterized. Gene Ontology annotation, molecular function: DNA-binding transcription factor activity, RNA polymerase II-specific; RNA polymerase II cis-regulatory region sequence-specific DNA binding. Gene Ontology annotation, cellular component: nucleus. The record is from RefSeq and is a predicted model, not a curated record. Gene Ontology annotation, biological process: positive regulation of transcription by RNA polymerase II. NCBI's taxonomy places the organism in Eukaryota, Metazoa, Mollusca, Cephalopoda, Octopoda, Octopodidae.